This is a messenger RNA of Caenorhabditis briggsae, 1002 nucleotides long. The transcript is spliced from 4 exons. Gene Ontology annotation, cellular component: endosome membrane; plasma membrane. NCBI's taxonomy places the organism in Eukaryota, Metazoa, Nematoda, Chromadorea, Rhabditida, Rhabditidae. Gene Ontology annotation, biological process: protein depalmitoylation. Gene Ontology annotation, molecular function: palmitoyl-(protein) hydrolase activity. The record is from RefSeq and is a predicted model, not a curated record. The coding region runs from base 1 to 1002 and encodes 333 amino acids.
AUGUCGUCGGGAGCACCGUCGGGUUCAUCGAUGUCAAGUACGCCUGGAUCACCACCACCACGUGCCGGACCAAAUAGUGUAUCUUUCAAAGACUUAUGCUGUUUGUUCUGCUGCCCGCCAUUCCCAUCAUCGAUUGUCUCGAAAUUGGCAUUUAUGCCUCCUGAAGCCAGUUAUAGUAUUUCUGAAGACAAUAAGUUAGUUCUGAUUGAAGGACGUGCCGCAUGGCCUCAUGAUAACGCAUUCCUCAAUACUUGCAUUGAGAUGCGAGUGGCAAGGACUCGGCGACGUAAUCGCGUCGCAUGCAUAAUGAUUCGGCCUGUUCAAGACGCCCACUUCACAUUGCUCUUUUCCCACGGAAACGCAGUGGACUUGGGGCAGAUGUCCUCCUUUUUAUACGGACUUGGCUUCCAUUUGCAUUGCAAUGUGUUCAGUUACGACUACUCAGGGUAUGGUUGCUCGACCGGGAAGGCAUCGGAGAAAAACCUCUAUGCAGAUAUUGCUGCUGCAUUUGAGGUGUUAAAAACAGAGUUUGGAGUACCUAAAGAGAAAAUCAUUCUAUACGGUCAGUCGAUUGGAACUGUUCCAAGUGUUGAUUUGGCGAGUCGUGAAGACUUGGCUGCUUUGAUUUUACAUUCUCCGUUGAUGUCUGGAAUGCGUGUCGCCUUCCCUGGAACAACUACAACAUGGUGCUGUGACGCUUUCCCUUCCAUUGAGAAAGUACCACGGGUCAAAUGUCCAACACUUGUGAUUCAUGGAACAGAUGACGAAGUCAUUGAUUUCUCACACGGAGUUUCAAUCUAUGAACGGUGUCCUGCGUCUGUCGAGCCACUCUGGGUACCAGGAGCUGGUCACAAUGACGUGGAGUUACAUGCCGCAUAUCUUGAACGUCUUCGGAGUUUUAUCGAUCUCGAAGCUUCCGCUGUCCGUGUUACAGCUCCCAUAACUGUUGCAAUGACAACUAACAAUGCAAACUCUACAGUGUCGAAUGGCACAUCAGCGUAG